ACUGUAAGUAUAAUAUGUAUUAUUAUUAUUAUUAUUAUAGACAGCAUUGAUAGUCCAGUUUGAUUCAUUUUUUAAUAUCCCUUUCUCUUCCAGACAUCAUGAAAGCUCUGUUCAAAAGUCUCUAUUUGAGUCUGGCAUGCAUUAUCUCCACGGCUAUGUUAAAGAGGGCAACAAACUGUGUAUUUAAAAAAAAAAAAAGAAUAAUAAUUAAACACUGACAUUCAAGAAGGUUCUGUUGUGAAAAUGUUGUUUCUGAGACCUAAUUUAUGGCCACCCUCAUCAUUUUAUCUCUUGGAAAAGCCUCAUCCUCUGGGGUGCUGUGAUCAUUUUCCCAUGCAUCUCACUAUUCAGAUUCUAGUUUCCUGAUGCCAAUCUCAAUCCUAAUUUGAAAUCUUGAGUUUUUGUAUGGUGGAUUACAGGUAGUCUUUUUGAGCUAUUUGGGUAUCUGCCUUGAAAUCCACUGAGGUUUGCUUGUAUGUUGUCUGGUUCAUGGUUAAGUUGCACAUGAAGGAUGUGAAGAUGUUGACGGAGAAGAAAAUGUACUUGGCCUUCUGGUUGGAGAGCUACGCCCGACGGGAACCGGGGAUUCCCCUCACAGUGAUCUUUGACAUGUCCGAAGCGGGUUUAAGCUGCGUUGUAAGAUGUCUGCUCUCCUCUCAUUCCCCUCUAGCUGAUUUGUUUUGUGGAACUUGGUAUCAAUGUCCAAACAUUGUGUUAACAAGUCACUGAGUGGAUCUUUACACACUAAUGCUUGUCUUUGGUUUCCUUUUCAACUACCGUUGGGAAGACACCAAGGACAUGGAUUUGAUCAAAUAUAUAAUCAAUUGCUUCCAGGUGUAUUACCCUAGAUUCUUUUCCAAAACAAAAUGCUCAAGUACGAGAUGCCAUGGAUCAUGAAUGUACCCAAUCAAAUUCAGUUACCCACCAUUGCCUGAUGACGUCUUCCAGAACCCCACACCAGAGACUGGACAAGAGGAUGACACAGAGUCAAAGGAUGAUGACCAGGAGGCCAAGGACACUCUGGUAUACUUGGCACAGGAUGGGGACAAUGAUGGCUCCAUCAGAUGGAAAGGAUCCCGUAGGCCAACCAUCACUUUCAAAGGCAACUUACACUAUAUCAGUCCUGAUGAUUUGUGCUUUGGCCACAGAGAGGGUGAGAAGAGAUGUCUGAUCAUGCUUAGUAAUGUCACCAAAAACCAAGUGGCCUUCAAGGUGCGGACCACAGCCCCAGAGAAGUACAGGGUGAAGCCAAGCAGUAGCAGUUGUGGGGCGGGCGAGAGUAUGGAAAUCACUGUGUCCCUGCAUGGAGGGUUCCUGUGUUCUCCUCAGGAUCGCUUCUUAAUCAUGGCUGCUGAGAUGGAGCCACGUAGCGGUGGGGGGAGCACAGACCUCGCCCAGUUCUGGAAGGGUGUCCCAGAGGCUAAAAUAAUGGAGCACAGGCUGCGGUGUCGCAUGCUGGAGGGCAUCAAGUCGGCACUCAGCCCUUUGACUGACAGGUCUCACAAAAUGGAGAUCAAUGGCUACCAAGACAAGCACACCAUGGUCUUUCAGUAGAUGGCCAGCAGCUCCAGGCUGGAACAGAAGAUGGACUGCUGCCUGUGGUGGCAGAAGCUCUUGACUGUACUGGUGACUGCACUGACGGCCUUGGGCUUCUCCGCCCUCUACAUACAGUACACUGGGGAGUGGCCAUUUUGAAACUUUCCUACAGUGGAGGAAGAAGACCAAAGACCAGUUACAGUGGAGUCAGGAUGAAAGUGGAUUUCUGAUUGGAGCAGAAAUAUGAGGAACUACUCGCAAUCCAAUCUAUGGCUUUUGGACACUGAAUUUAAUUAUAUUUCCACACUAUCAGGUUGGAAUAAUACUGUGAAAUUAUGAAAGUAAUAAUAAUGCCCUUUUAGUGUAAGAGCUGUUUGAGUGGGUGAUGGCUAGAAGGGAUCUAGCUUUUGUCAAAUUAACGUUAGACUUCACUUUUCGUAGCAGGUUAGGAAAAUUAGGUUAUGGUUGGAAACAUUUUACAUUAAUUUGACAAAAGCUGGAGCCCUUCUCGCCAUGAUCGUUUUGAUGGUAUGGAGUUUUAGCCUGCCUGGUGACCAUGUUUUCAGUUCAAAUCACAGUAAGGUACUUAAUUGUUACCCAGAAAAUGAUUUGAUAUUGAGAUAAAAACAGCUGCAUUGGACCUUUUUAACCUAUCUUCUGAAUUAUGUCUAACUAGAACUAUUUACUAUGGGUUAAUAUGAAUGGAAGACCAGGGAUAUAAUUUUAUAGCCAACAUGUCAUCUUGGUGUUUUCACAGUGUAAUUUACGUUAGUUGUUACAUUGUAACAGUCCUGUAGCAUUUCCCCCCCCCCCCCCCCCCCCCCCAUUUAGCUGAAGAAGCAGAACCAGCCAACUACCUACAUGCACUCCAUGAAAUAAACACAUUUAUUGAUUUGAUUAAAAGAUAAUAACACUCACUCACUUCUCUCCCAUUGUCACCAAUGCAAAAUAAUUGUGCUCUGAUGCACAUUCUGAGAUAUUUACGGAAGUAAUCAAUGGGUUGUUGUUUUUUAAACCACCUGUCUGUCACUAUGCAGUCCACAUCCAACUCACUUCAAGGGAUUGGGAGUGACACGUUCAUACAUUUUUCUGAACGAAAUAGGCAACGUUGUUUUUAAUUGGUCUACUCUACUGCACAGUGUGUGUGGUUGGCAUCUCUUGGCGGAGGACCCCCGCCUUGAGCAGAUGGCGCCGGGGUGACCUUUCACCUCCGCUGAUGUGACAGGCGUUCUGGAGGGAGGUGUAGAUGGGGAGAGAAACAAACGUUCUUCUGCCAACACCUCCACUGAUUAGCUGGGGACAUGGCGGCUUGGUGAUACACCUCAGACAAAGAUAGACGAUUUAAUGGCUGACACGCAUUCCGUGUGACAGAUGUGGUCACAAGGUGUUUUUUUCUCUCACUGGUAGUUUGCUUGUGUAAUUAUCUUGACUGUUAUUGUACUAAUUGAGUGUGAUUCACUAUUUGACUCCCCCUUUGAUGCUGAGGUACGGCCUUCCAAGAACAGAUGUAGAGAUCUACAGCAACUGGCACAUUAGAUAAAGUAUGUGUGAUUGUUAAGUGGUGAUCGUAUUGCCCCCAUCUUCUAUUUGUCAUUGUUGACCAUGGUUCUGUAGCUUAAACCAUUUUAUUAUACUUCUAUUGGACACUUUGGAGACUAAUGAACUGUAAUAUCAGCCAUUGGUCGGUCUUGGCUUGAAACCA
Molecule: messenger RNA, 3238 nt
Organism: Oncorhynchus mykiss (rainbow trout)
Lineage: Eukaryota; Metazoa; Chordata; Actinopteri; Salmoniformes; Salmonidae
Source: RefSeq, a predicted model, not a curated record